AAACGUCUCUAUGUAAUACUUUCCGCGCCAAAUCCCUUCCUUUUAUAUAUCUCUACGCUACGCUCUCUCUCUCUCUCUGAUUAUAUCGAUUUCGUUUUCUCUCUCUCUCUCUGUGGUCGUUAAUGGCGAUCGAGGUUCCAUUUGGGGAUUUAAACCCUAAGACCUGCGCGGUUCUUGGAGGGCGAGGGUUUCUAGGAAGAUCGCUCGUCUUCACCCUCCUUAAACUGGGUAACUGGAUCGUUCGAGUCUCCGAUUCCCCUCACUCUUUGCAACUCCACCUCACUGACUCUUCUGACUCCUUUCUUAACGACGCCAUCUCUUCCGGCCGUGCUUCCUGCCAUCGUCUUGAUGUUCUCGACGUCUCUUCAAUCGUCAAAGCUAUUGAGGGUGCAUCUGUAGUAUUUUAUAUGGAAGCUACUGAUUUAUGGAAUCACGAUUUCUAUUAUUGCUACAAAAUUAUAGUUCAAGGAGCUAAAAAUGUCAUCAAUGCUUGCCGAGAGUGCAAAGUUCGAAAGCUGAUAUAUAACAGUUCUGCAGAUGUAAUUUUUGACGGUUCACAUGAUAUAUGCAAUGGAGAUGAGUCCUUACCAUGCCAUUGGAGAUUUGAGGACAUGUUGAGUGACCUUAAGGCUCAUGCAGAAGCAGUGAUCCUGUUUGCUAACAAUAUUGAUGGCCUUUUGACAUGUGCACUUCGUCCAAGCAAUGUCUUUGGACCUGGAGACACACAGCUUGUGCCAUUCUUAAUGAAAUUAGCAAAAUCUGGUUUUGCAAAGUUUAUUAUAGGAAGUGGUGAAAAUAUGUCUGACUUCACCUAUGCUGAGAAUGUUAUUCACGCCCACAUCUGUGCAGAAGAAGCUCUGGAUUCUCAGAUGAUCUCUGUGGCUGGCAAGGCAUUUUUCAUCACUAAUCUCGAGCCCAUGAAGUUUUGGGAAUUUGUCUCAUUGAUGUUGGAAGGCUUGGGGUAUCAAAGACCUUUGAUAAAAUUCCCUGCCAGUAUGAUGUGGUAUGUUCUCUUGUUUGUCAAAUGGACACAUGAAAAGUUGGGUUUCAAAAAAUAUAAUCAUUCGCUGUCAGCUUACUACUUCCGUUUAGCUUCACACACUAGGACUUUUAACUGCAAUGCAGCCCAAAAAUACAUUGGAUACUCACCAGUUGUCUCUCUAGAUGAUGGUAUUGCAUUGACCAUUGACGCAUUCUCACACUUGGUCAAGGACCCAUCUUUCAUAAGGUGCACUAAUUUUGAAGAACAAUCAAAGGUUGACAAGCUGCUAGGCAGUGGGAAAGUUGCAGACAUUUUACUUUGGAGAGAUGAGAAGAGAACAUUUACAUAUUUCCUUUGCUUUGCUAUGUUGUUUUACUGGUUUUUACUUUCUGAAAGGACUUUUACAUCAUCUGUUGCAAAGCUUCUGCUGAUAAUAACUACCAUCCUCUAUGGAUAUGGGAUUCUACCACUAGAGAUAUCCGGUUUUACCAUUCAGAGGAUAUCUUUGUCUUGGUUUGAAAUUUCAGAAACAGUGGUGAAAGAUUCAGUGACAUUCAUAGCAUAUCUGUGGAAUAGAUGGGUUAACAAGAAUGUAAGAUUAUUGGCCCAAGGAGAGGAUUGGAAUAAAUUCUUUAAGGUCAUGUUCUCUCUCUAUUUUCUGAAGUUGAUUCUGUUGCGAUCAAUGACUCUGGUGGUAGGAAUGGUAGGAAUAGCCCUAGUCUUUUCCUUUACGGCCUUCUUCGUUUAUGAGCAAUAUGAACCAGAAAUUGAUGGACUAGGAAAGAUUCUGCUCGACAGAAUAAAGGAAUCAAAGAGGCUGUUGAUGAGAAAUCUUCCUGAAACCGUGGCAUCAUUUCUACAAAACAAAAGAAUCCUGUAAAAAGAGAAGAGACCUCUUGUGAGAGAGAACAAAUAGCAUGUAGAGGGUCUGGAAAUUUUCUCCCAAGCUCAAUCAGAACACUUGAUGUACGAUCUGCUAGCUUAUAUAGGCUUUUUGCCAAAAACUGGAGAGAGAUGUCCCCCAGCAAAAGAAAGAGAUGGGGUAUGUUAGUACAACACAAACUUUCUGUCUUCUGUUCCUUUUUUUUUUCUCCUGUGUAACACUGAUUGCUAAUUUUCUGAAAGGCUAGGUUUAGGUUGGAGAAACGUUGGACAAAAUGUUGAAAUAUAAUCAGGAAAUAGGUCGAAUUUCAAAUUUAUGAUAUAAUUCUUCAUUUUCUUCUU
Molecule: messenger RNA, 2206 nt
Organism: Hevea brasiliensis (rubber tree)
Lineage: Eukaryota; Viridiplantae; Streptophyta; Magnoliopsida; Malpighiales; Euphorbiaceae
Product: 3beta-hydroxysteroid-dehydrogenase/decarboxylase
Exons: 12
Coding region: 123-1862 (579 amino acids)
Biological process (GO): steroid biosynthetic process
Molecular function (GO): 3-beta-hydroxy-Delta5-steroid dehydrogenase (NAD+) activity
Source: RefSeq, a predicted model, not a curated record